Molecule: messenger RNA, 3759 nt
Organism: Serendipita indica DSM 11827
Lineage: Eukaryota; Fungi; Basidiomycota; Agaricomycetes; Sebacinales; Serendipitaceae
Source: the annotation of a GenBank genome assembly
AUGUCCUCUACAAACGGUAUUCCUCCUGUCACAUUGGCCAAUGUGCCUCCACUCGCUAGCUCACGGUCUGCCCAAGUGGCGAGGGGAGACGGAGCCGCCGGUCCUAAUGCAGGGACGUUUGCAGUCAAGAGUGGUCUUGCCCAGAUGCUCAAGGGUGGCGUGAUUAUGGACGUUAUCAACGCAGAGCAGGCAAGAAUAGCAGAGGAGGCGGGCGCAUGUGCUGUGAUGGCUCUCGAGCGCGUUCCUGCUGAUAUCAGAAAGGAGGGUGGUGUGGCUCGCAUGAGCGACCCAAGCAUGAUCAAGGAGAUUAUUGAUGCCGUGACCAUUCCCGUCAUGGCAAAGUGCCGCAUUGGUCACUUUGUCGAAGCACAGAUUCUCCAGGCUGUUGGUGUCGACUACAUUGACGAGUCCGAGGUCCUCACCCCGCGGACGAACAACACCAUAUCAACAAGCAAGGAUUCAAAGUUCCCAUUCAUCCGAACCAAGGGAGAGGCGGGAACUGGAAAUGUUAUCGAGGCUGUUCGACACUGCCGAACGGUAAAUGCAGAGAUUCGAAAGGCAGCUGCGAUGGGUGAAGAGGAACUCUUUGCAUAUGCAAAGGAGAUUGGAGCCCCGUACCAUCUUCUCAAGGAGACUGCCCGCUUGAAGCGACUUCCGGUCGUCAACUUUGCUGCGGGCGGAGUGGCUACUCCCGCUGACGCUGCGUUGAUGAUGCAGCUUGGAUGCGACGGAGUAUUCGUCGGCUCUGGCAUCUUCCUGUCUGGUGACCCCGCAAAGCGCGCACGCGCUAUUGUACAGGCUGUUACGCACUACAACGACCCCCAGAAGCUUGCAGAGGUUUCUCAAAAUCUUGGCCCGGCCAUGGUUGGCCUGACGAUUACAAAGACGAUUUUGUCCAUGAUUGCCGUCUCCGCACCGUCGCCGUCGCCUCCAGCGAGCCAGACGCAGACCCCGGUUGCUGAUCCGAUAACGAGCAGCAGCAACGAGCAAGAUGAGACUGUUUCUCUGAGCAGGAAUACGUCUGUCAUCAGCACAAACUCUUCGUCUUCGAGCUCGUCCUCGCUCGAGCCACCACCGCGUCCACGGCCCAUCCGCACCUACACCGGCCCACAAGCAAAGAAUGUGCCAGAUGUACUCCCUGCGAGUCCUACGACGCCAAAAGCCACCCAGCGAACGUUUGACGACUACAUGAUGGGCACGACCGUUGGUCUCGCUGGUGGUGUGGGCAGUGCUGGCGGCCCGCGAAGGGCUGGAACUCCUCCUGGGGCUGCUGGAGGAAAUAUUGCAGCUCAGAUGGCACAGGCAAUCGCGUAUAGUGGUACGGGCCUCAAGGUGCCCGGCGCCCUCAUCAAUGGCGGCUCGACGAGCGGGACUACCACCCCCGUUCGAGGCUCUCCGACUCCUGGAACAUCUACUCCAAACGGGGUGAGGAGUAGACAGGCCAGUAGCUCCAACUCGGCGCAGAAUUAUCAGUUUCAAGAUUUUUUGGGAGAGGGGUCGUAUUCGUCGGUAUACACUGCCGUCUCGCUGGUCAACCAACAAGUCUAUGCGAUAAAGGUGAUUCAGAAACGAUUGCUUCAAAAGGAGAAUAAAGUUCGCUACGCAACCUCUGAGAGGGCAAUCCUGUCAAAGCUUGGUGCUGCAAACCAUCCUGGCAUUAUCAAACUCUAUUCCGCCUUUCAAGAUUUAAACUCGCUAUAUUUUGCGUUCGAACUUGCUCCGAAUGGGGAUCUCUUCAAGCAAAUCAGGCGGCUCGGUUCUUUCAACAUUACCGGCACACGAUACUAUGCGGCCACGAUUCUGGACGCUGUCACGUUUAUCCAUAGCAUGAACAUUAUUCAUCGUGAUCUCAAACCGGAGAAUAUCCUCUUGGAUGCCAACAUGCGACCCAAGAUUAGCGACUUUGGUUCUGCAAAGGACAAGUCUAUCGCAGUGGUCACGACAGACGCCAAGUCGCUAAAAGGCUCGUUCGUCGGAACUCCCGAGUAUGCGUCGCCAGAAAUGCUCGUCCCUCCAACGAUCACCACUCGUGCGUCGGACAUUUGGGCUUAUGGUUGCGUCGUUUACCAGUUUAUUGCUGGACGACCUCCAUUCAAAGAGAGCACUGACUACCUCACGAUGAAGAAGAUUCAAGAAGGCAAAUAUUCUUUCCCUGAUGGAUUCGACGACGUCAUCAAGACGCUCGUGGAAGGCUGUCUGGUGACAAACCCAGUCAACCGCACAACCAGCGGCGAUCUCAGAAAACACGAGUUCUUUGCCGACAUUGACUGGGAUACCGUUUGGAAGAUUCCUCCCCCAGAACUGGAAUCCGGUCUUGUCGCAGCGCCUGAGCCUCGUGAUGAGGAAUUUAAACUCCACUGGAGCGAUUUAGAGGCAUCGGAGGAUGAGAUGGAAGACUUUAUCUCAAAGCCUCGGUCGGAUCAAGCGAGCUUGAAGUUGCAAAUGCCUGCUAUGGAGCAGACCCAUGCACGUCAAUCGACCCCGCCACCAUCGCAAGCGGUCGAGCCGCGGAGGAGCAUAGACGAGACUCCUACUCAAUCGCACGACGUCGUCAAAGAUAUGGUCUACCCAGUCUCUGCCGUUGAAUCCUACUUGAAGCAACGCCGGUACUCUCAGCCGACGGAAUCAACAAAGCGAAAAGUGUCCCCGGUAUCAGAUAGGACGACGCGACAGGGAUCACCAGAGGAUCUUGUGUCCAAGCUUCGUCGUUUUAGCUCGAGUAGCGACUCGCAUACGCGACCCAGACGGACAUCGCCCUCGAUGGAUCGUCGGCCUUCGGUAGGUGGCCCGUUGGAAGAGGACGAUGAUUCGGAGAUUGGAUCUGGCGAGGGACCACCAUCGACUGUCGAGCACAACAUCACCGAUGUUGUAACGCAGAGUCCCACGGAUGCUGCUUCUCACAGCCGUGAUGUUUCCGCCAGCGCGGGCUUGAAAGCAGAGUUGACGCAGGCAUCUUUGGCGUCGACUCGGAUUUCCGCGUCUGAGAGCUCGACGACCUCGAAGUCUCCGGAAAGCAGCCCGACGAGUGGACUGGCGACCGGCUUCGAAAAGGUUCGCGGAGCAAAAGGUUUGGAUCUGGGCGAACAGCCAAGUUCCAACGAGAAACCAUGGGUGCUGGCGAACGGGACAAAAAUAUUGUCACAAACAGAGUCGGAACUUUAUUCAUCACCCGUGACCAUUCGCAUCAAGCGGAAUUUGCUCCCACCCAAGCAACGACGCCGUAGGCUAUUGCUCACUUCUUCUGGCCGGCUACUGUGCCUAAAGGAGCUCAAGUCCACCACUGGGAGGAAGAAAGUGCAGGUCGAGGACGAAAUUGGUCUGCGGGCGAGCUCGUCGCCCAAGAUGGCGCCAAAUGAGAGCCAGAGCGAGACUGCGGCUAUCAAUAUUCCUGCAGCACAUUCAUCGGCCCCAGAGAUGACGAGUGCGCCGCCAUCGAGCUCGCCGUCGAAGCGAUCAUCGCUCCUUGGGCUUUCACUCUCGGGUGGCAGUUCGAUUACAUCCACCCUUCCCAAUCUCUUAUUGACUCUCCCUGGGUCUUCAAGGGGCAAUAGUCCUGCUGCUUCGACUUCUACCAGUCAGAACGGCUCUUCCAGCCACUCGUCGUUCAGGCUCUCGACUGUGGCUACAAAGGUCGAGCUAGUUGGAGAAGUGGCCGUCACCGUUCAUACUACAGGCUCGGUGUGCACCUACAUGGCAGAAUCUCCGGUGGUUGCAAAAUUGUGGAUCGAGAAGCUGCAAGAGGCGAUGAAGGCUGCUUAA